Molecule: messenger RNA, 3409 nt
Organism: Ornithorhynchus anatinus (platypus)
Lineage: Eukaryota; Metazoa; Chordata; Mammalia; Monotremata; Ornithorhynchidae
Gene: IL1R1
Product: interleukin 1 receptor type 1
Exons: 13
Coding region: 452-2173 (573 amino acids)
Biological process (GO): signal transduction; regulation of inflammatory response
Molecular function (GO): interleukin-1, type I, activating receptor activity
Source: RefSeq, a predicted model, not a curated record
CUCCCUAAUUUCAGUCCCUGCCUUUGAUAAGGAGACCUGACUUGCAACAGUGAACUACAUUUAUGUUCCAGAAGAACAAGUCUUUUAUCUUUGGAAAAAGAAAAUUUGAAACUUAAUCGAGUGCUGAGGAAGGUUUUUUCAGUACACUUUAUCAACAUGCAUUUUUUCUUGUAGCAUUCAAUUUAGCAGUCUUCACUUGAGGGAGUUUCAGGAGGCUGUGCUUGUCUUCCAAAUGCUGAAGAGGAUGAUACUUGCCUGCUGUCCUGCUGUGAAGGAUCUUGAUGGCCACGCUGCUUCUGCUUGGAGUGAGGACCCGUGGUAGUGGGAUUCUGGAUCACUAGAGGCAGUAGGUGAAUUAACUCCUUAAAGGUGCUAAGCAACCCAACACCAUCCAGGGUCCAUAGAGCACAGAGAGAGGCCUGCUAGAGUUCGACCAUACCAGGGAAAUAUAAUGGCUGUGCUUCGGUUGGCUUGCUCGGUGGCGUUGUUCUUUUCCUGCCUCCUGGCUGAAAACUGCCAGGAAAAAGAGGACAGUAUCAUGUAUAUUGCCACGGAGAAUGAAGUUGAUGCUGUUCGAUGUAGCAAAGACAAGACAAGUGUUAAAAGUGACGUGAUUUGGUAUAGACAUGAGAGUGAAACCCCUGUGUCUAAGGAGAACAGUUCCCGGAUUCAUCAAGACAAAAAUGUUCUUUGGUUUAUACCUACAAAGCUAGAAGAUUCUGGAUAUUACUACUGUGUCACGAGAAAUUUGACCCACUGCUUGAGAGUGAAAAUGAACAUAACUGUUUUGAAGAAUGAGCCCGGUUUAUGUUACCAAAAUGAAAGCUUAUACAAGCAACAGAUAUUCCGGACUGUAGGGGGUGUGAUUGUGUGCCCCCGAAUGAACUUUUUAAGAGAUGAAAACAAUCAGUUACCUAGAGUUCAGUGGUAUAAGAAUUGCAAGCCUGGACCUCUUGACCAUAAAAAGUUUACCGCUCUGGAAAGGGAAGGACGACUUUUACUGAAAAACCUAGUGCUUCAGGAUGGCGGGUACUACACAUGUCAUACGUCAUUUGCCCACAUGGGUGCGCAGUACACCAUUUCUCGGACUAUAUAUCUAACCAUUUUAGAGCGUAAGCCGAUGGACAUACCAAAGAUCCUUUAUCCAGUCAAUUCGAGCGUGGAAGUGGAACUGGGGUCCCAGUUUGUUGUGGAUUGCAACGUGAGUGGUAUGUCGAUUGACCUAGUAUAUUGGACUUGGAAUAGAAAGGCGAUUAAUGACCCUAAAGUUUUCAUGGAAUAUUUGGAAAGUGAAGAGCAUUCUGAAACAAGACCUGUUACAGUCAUCUCAAGAAUCAACAUUUCAGAAGUGGGAAGCAGGCAUUAUCUCCACCCAUUUGUCUGUUUAGCCUCUAGUACCUAUGGAUACACUGAAGCAUACAUUGCCUUAAAACCACCAACUCCUGAUUUCCGGGCUUGUCUGAUUGGAGGACUCAUCACGUUGGCUUUUGUGGUCGUUUGCUCAGUGUUCAUCUACAAGAUUUUCAAGGUUGACAUUGUGUUAUGGUAUCGGAAUUUCUGCUAUCCUCUUUCAGAGAAGAAAGUUUCAGAUGGGAAGACAUACGAUGCAUAUAUCUUGUAUCCUAAAGACUAUGGAGAGGAGUCCACCUACAGCACAGAUAUAUUUGUGCUUAAGAUCCUGCCUGAUGUCCUGGAGAGGCAAUGCGGAUACAAUCUGUUUAUAUAUGGAAGGGAUGACUUGGUAGGGGAAGAUGUGGUCGUGGUCAUUGACAGAAAUAUUAAGAAAAGCAGAAGAUUAAUCAUCAUUUUAGACCGGGAAUCUCCACAAUACAGGUGUCUGGGGAACACCAGUGAGCAGCAGCUAGCCAUGUACAAUGCCCUUGUUCAAGACGGGAUUAAAGUCAUCCUGCUGGAACUGGGGAAAAUUCAGGACUAUACAAACAUGCCAGAGUCAAUCCAGUUCAUUAAACAGAAGCAUGGCGUCCUCCGGUGGUCAGGGGAUUUGACCGAGGAGUCACAGUCGGCUAAUGCCAGGUUCUGGAAAAACGUGCGCUACCACAUGCCCGCUAAACCUCGGCAGGCUUCCCCUGAAGUGCAAUUACUGUCAGCGGUUGCCCUCCCUGGGGACCAUCACAGGCAGGAACGGCAAACAGAAAUAUAUGUGCCAUCGUGAGCACUGUAGGGCGCUCACCGGGACAGGUUAUGUAGAUGGUCAGUUGCCUAGGCAACCUCCCUCCCCAGCACUCUUCUUGUCUUGGAAGGGGAGCUGCUUGCCUUAGAGGCAUUCAAGGUGAGACUCCAUCCACAGUCUGCUCCGGGCACCAAGAGGUGAAUGACACCCACCUGUGAUCGAGGCCGAGAAGGGGCUCAGAGAGCACCUGUGGACUGACCGAUACCCAGGGUAGCCUUUCCAAGGCCUAACUGCUUCCCUUCAAUGAAGACAUGAGACCUUCCGGCCCACAGCUUGGAGGGAGGUGAUGCGGUCCCGGAGGCCUCUGGCCGGCUGCGUGCCCUUUCACCAAAGACAGUUCCAGAGUGGCCAUAAAUUUCCAUUCUCAUCCUUCAUUUUGGUUUCCACAGCUCAAGUUUUGUCCAGGUUCCCAAGAUUUUCAAAACGAUCUUGGACAGCAACUUUGGACCUCCUGCUCCUCUAGUGGGACAUAUAACUUUAAAAAAGGAAAAAAGGAAUUGAAGUAUUUUUUCUCUCAUCCCUCCAAAAUUUGUGGUUUUUAUUUUUCUACUUUUGAUUUCACCAUUUUGAUUUCAACUAAAUGCUGACAAGCAAGGGAAAACAUCUCUUACCCUUUUCUGUGCCUUAGCUCCUCACUUUUGAAUCUAACUUAAGGGGGAAUGAAAUUGUGCUUCAAAAGAAGACAGUGCCUUCUGAAACUAUUUGAUAUUAUUUCAUAAGAUAUUUCUGCAUUAUAUACAUAUAUGGAAAUGACUAAAUCUCAGUUUUAUCAGUAUAUUCAUUCAUUCAUCUCUCAAUCAUUUCACAAUCACCACUUUCUCACUUGAAAAGAUGCAGCAAUCAUAGCUUUACUGCUACUCCAUUGCUCUGAAAUCAAGAUGAAGAAUUUGGGACUGUUUUAAGCAACAACUGCACAAUCUUUAAAUUUGAAUGAAUGCAAGUUACACUUAAUCUCAGGGAACUCAGUGUUCACCUCGACAGGGAAAAAUAAAUGCAAUUGGAUGAUUAUGAUAAGAUCUAAGAGGAAGAAUUAAGUUUCAGCAACUGCAGUGUUCUUCUGGGAGUUGUGUCUAAACUUGUUUUAAUAGCAACUGUGUUCUAGGUCUCUGGUUCUGCAAUUUGAGGGACGAUAUCAUUUCUGAGCCAUUGUUCUGUCGUACUUUUGGAGAAAAUGUAUUUGUACUGUGGGAUAAUGAUAAAAAAAAUUUGAUAACUUGA